This is a messenger RNA of Acomys russatus (golden spiny mouse), 3344 nucleotides long. It is a transcript of the gene Dgkq, whose product is annotated as diacylglycerol kinase theta. Gene Ontology annotation, molecular function: ATP-dependent diacylglycerol kinase activity. The record is from RefSeq and is a predicted model, not a curated record. NCBI's taxonomy places the organism in Eukaryota, Metazoa, Chordata, Mammalia, Rodentia, Muridae. Gene Ontology annotation, biological process: lipid phosphorylation; intracellular signal transduction; diacylglycerol metabolic process. The transcript has 23 exons. The coding region runs from base 139 to 2949 and encodes 936 amino acids.
CCAGUCGCGCCCCGCCCACGCGAGCCUGCGCGUUAGGAAGCGCAGUCGGAAGCCAGGAGCAGGGACUGCCCAGGGCCCACUUCUUCACCGCGGACCUGGCUUUAGCGCGCAGCUGGACCUGGGGCGCUCAGGUUGUGGAUGGCGGCGGCAGCCGAGCCCGGGGCCCGAACCUGGCCGGUCAGUGGUUCCCCACGUCUCGGCAGCCCGGCCGGCAGCCCUGUACUGGGCAUCUCAGGCCGCUCACGCCCGGGGUCAGGGCCGGAGCGGACCGGCAGAGCUAUUGGCCCGGCAGCACCUGGCCACAGCUUUCGCAAGGUGACACUCACCAAGCCAACCUUCUGCCAUCUAUGCUCAGACUUCAUCUGGGGGCUGGCCGGCUUCCUGUGCGAUGUCUGCAACUUCAUGUCCCAUGAGAAGUGCCUGAAGCAGGUGAAGACCCCGUGCACGAGCAUUGCGCCAGGCCUAGUACGGGUCCCUGUAGCCCACUGUUUUGGCUCCCUUGGGCUCUACAAGCGCAAGUUCUGUGUGGUCUGCCGCAAGAGCCUGGAGGUACCGGCGCUCCGGUGUGAAGUGUGUGAGCUGCACGUUCACGCCGACUGUGUGCCCUUCGCCUGCAGCGACUGUCGUCAGUGCCACCAGGAUGGACAGCAGGAUUAUGACACGUACCACCACCACUGGCGGGAGGGGAACCUGCCUUCCGGUGCACGGUGUGAGGUCUGUAGGAAGACUUGUGGUUCCUCUGAUGUGCUGGCUGGUGUUCGCUGCGAAUGGUGUGGUGCACAGGCCCACUCAGUGUGCUCCACAGCACUCACACCUGAGUGUACAUUUGGGCGUCUACGCUCCAUGGUACUACCUCCUUCGUGCGUGCGCCUGCUGUCCCGAAACUUCAGCAAGAUGCACUGCUUCCGUAUCCCCGAGACCAUGGCCCUGGAGCUUGGUGAUGGGGAUGACGGCCUAGAUGGAAGUGCUGCCACAGGUGCAAGCAGAGAGGUGCUGGCAGCUACAGAAUCCACCAAACAGAUGCUGAAGAUCUUUGAUGGCAACGACUCCAUGAGGAAAAAUCAGUUUCGUCUGGUCACAGUCUCCCGCCUGGCUCGGAAUGAGGAGGUGAUGGAGGCAGCACUUCGGGCCUACUACAUCAAUGAGGACCCUAGGGACUUCCAGCUGCAGGCACUGCCCCUAGCCUUGCUGUCUGAUAACUCCCAGACCCUGGGGAAGCCUGGGACCACUGAGGAAGAGGCUGGCAAAGGCUCUGGGCCCCGGGAUGCCGUGUCUGAGGCCUGGGUCAUCAGGUCUGUGCCUCGUGCCCAGGAGACCCUGAAGAUCUACCCUGGCUGGCUCAAGGUGGGUGUGGCCUACGUGUCCAUCCGUGUGAACUCCCAGAGUACAGCACGGUCUGUGGUUCAAGAGGUUCUUCCACUGUUUGGACGGCAGGUUGAGGAUCAGGAGCGAUUCCAGCUGACUGAGGUGCUCAUGAGCAGCAGACAGGUUCAACGGACAGUGCUGGCGGAUGAGGAACCUCUAUUAGACCGACUUUGGGACAUCCGACAGACAUCUGUGCGCCAGGUGAGCCAGACGCGCUUCUACGUGGCUGAGAGAAGGGCCAUGGCCCCCCGCGUCUCCCUGUUUGUGGGUGGCCUGCCACCUGGCUUGUCCCCCCAGGAUUACAACAACCUGCUGCACGAGACCAUGGCCACCAAAGCUGCUGUGGUGUCUGUGAGUCACGUCUACUCCUUACAAGGCGCAGUAAUUCUGGAUGUCACCUGCUUCUCGGAGGCUGAGCGGCUAUACAUGCUGGCCAGGGACACAGUAGUGCAUGGCCGGCCACUGACUGCACUAGUGCUUCCGGAUGUGCUGCACACGAAGCUGCCUCCUGACUGCUGCCCUCUCCUCGUGUUCGUGAACCCCAAGAGUGGGGGCCUCAAGGGGCGAGAACUUGUCUGUAGUUUCCGGAAGCUGCUAAAUCCGCACCAGGUCUUUGAGCUGACCAAUGGGGGCCCUCUUCCUGGGUUCCACCUUUUCUCCCAGGUGCCCUGUUUUCGGGUACUGGUGUGUGGCGGAGAUGGCACCGUGGGCUGGGUGCUUGCUGCCCUGGAGGAGACAAGGCGCCAUCUGGCCUGCCCAGAGCCAUCUGUGGCCAUCCUGCCCCUGGGUACAGGGAAUGACCUUGGCCGGGUCCUCCGCUGGGGGGCAGGCUAUAGUGGCGAGGACCCAUUUUCUGUGCUGGUGUCUGUGGAUGAAGCUGAUGCUGUGCUCAUGGAUCGCUGGACAAUCCUGCUAGAUGCUCAUGAGACUGAUAAUGCAGAGAACAGUGUGGCAGAUGCAGAGCCCCCCAAGAUUGUUCAGAUGAGUAACUACUGUGGCAUUGGUAUCGAUGCGGAGCUCAGCCUAGACUUCCACCAGGCACGCGAAGAGGAGCCUGGCAAAUUCACAAGCAGGUUCCACAACAAGGGCGUGUAUGUGCGGGUCGGGCUGCAGAAGAUCAGCCACUCUAGAAGCCUACACAAGGAGAUCCGGCUGCAGGUGGAACAGCAGGAGGUGGAGCUACCCAGCAUUGAGGGUCUCAUCUUCAUAAACAUCCCCAGUUGGGGCUCAGGGGCUGACCUGUGGGGCUCUGACAACGACUCAAGGUUUGAGAAGCCACGCAUAGACGACGGGCUGUUGGAGGUGGUGGGUGUGACGGGUGUUGUGCACAUGGGCCAGGUACAAGGUGGGCUGCGCUCUGGAAUACGAAUUGCCCAGGGCUCCUACUUCCGUGUCACACUCCUCAAGGCUACUCCGGUGCAGGUGGAUGGUGAGCCCUGGGUUCAGGCCCCAGGGCACAUGAUCAUCUCUGCUACUGCCCCUAAGGUUCACAUGCUGAGGAAGGCCAAGCAGAAGCCCAGGAAGGCUGGUGCCACCAGGGAUACCAGAGUGGACACCUUGCCUGCUCCUGAGGGCAAUCCUUAACAGAGGAGCAGGAUGAAGGGUCUCAGCCACCCAGCCUUUCUUUGGUCUGUUCCAAGUCCCACACCUUGGCUGGCCAACAGAUGGACUUAGCUGUCACACUGACCAUAGUGUCUUCAUGGGCCUUGGGAUAUUUCCAUCCCUUAUCCUUGUCCAAUGUCAUGUACAGACUUAGGAGUGGGUAGGUAAUGGCCUUUGCUCACUCAGCCACAGUACCAGUCUAUAUGACAUGGACAUGAGGCUCUGAUUAGCCUGACCUCUGCACAAAACUCAUCCUUACAGGACAAGUGGAGCUGAUCCUGUUAGUCACAUCCUUUCCUUUGAAACCUCUCUUAGACUCCUUGGGCCCAACAUUUCUGGAUGCAGGCCAUCUAGGUGGGUCCUUGAUCUCAUUUUAU